GCUAAAUUCAUUACACAUAGUCACAAGACCUCUCAGCUGAGGUUUUCUUUGCCUAAUUUUCGAUUUUCCUAAAUAAUUUCUCCUUAGAAUAUACUAGUCGAUUAUACAAGUGUAAUUAAAAUUUGUGGCCAAAAUGGCUAACAUUAGUGAUGAAAAUGUUAGCAAACUUAUUCCUACGCUUGGUGACGAUAAAAUCGAUAUGAUAGCUGCCACCAGCGUUUUGCAAAUCAGAGCGAGUGAAAUCCGCCAAUCUCAAAUAAACUGGCAGUCUUACCUCCAGUCCCAAAUGAUCACGCAACGUGACCAUGACUUCAUCGUCAACCUAGACCAGCGAGGUCAGAAAGACUUGCCAGAUAAAAACCCUGAGGGUUGUGCUGAUGUGUUUCUGAACCUUCUCACCCAUAUCAGCAAGGAUCAUACAAUCCAGUACAUCCUUGUUUUGAUUGAUGAUAUUCUCUCUGAAGACAAGUCCAGAGUUAAAAUUUUCCGUGAAACAAGACACUCAUCGGGUAACAUCUGGCAACCAUUUCUGAACCUGCUAAAUCGCCAGGAUGAGUUUGUGCAGCACAUGACUGCCCGCAUCAUCGCCAAGCUGGCAUGCUGGCAUCCUCAGCUUAUGGAAAAGAGUGACCUACAUUUCUACCUUUCCUGGCUCAAGGACCAACUUAAAAUGAAUGCGGAGAAAAUGUCUGCCGACUUAGAGCAUGCUGAGCAGGUUAUGUUGGAACAUGAGAAACAGAAUUUCUCUGAUAAGCCACACAAACAUCACAAGGAGAAGGAAGAAAAGAAACCUGAUGCCGCUCAGGAGAAAUACUCGAGCCUUUACAGUGCUUUUGAUGAACUGAAACCGGAGGAAUUACCACCAAGCCUGUAUAAGAACAAUGACUACAUCCAGUCUGUGGCUCGUUGUCUGCAAAUGAUGCUGCGUAUCGACGAGUAUCGCUUCGCAUUCCUUUCCGUUGACGGAAUUUCCACUCUUCUUUCGAUUCUUGCUUCCAGAGUCAACUUCCAAGUGCAAUAUCAACUAGUGUUUUGUUUGUGGGUGUUGACUUUCAACCCACUACUUGCGGAGAAGAUGAACAAGUUCAAUGCCAUCCCCAUACUGGCUGAUAUUCUGAGCGACUCUGUUAAGGAGAAGGUCACCCGUAUUGUACUUGCUGUUUUUAGGAACUUGAUUGAGAAGCCUGAAGAUCAACAGGUGGCGAAAGAGCACUGCAUCGCCAUGGUUCAGUGCAAAGUCUUGAAGCAACUGUCCAUACUUGAACAGAAGCGCUCCGACGACGAGGACAUUAUGAAUGACGUAGAGUUCCUAAAUGAACGUUUGCAGGCCUCUGUACAGGACUUGAGCUCCUUCGAUCAGUAUGCUACCGAAGUUAAGAGUGGACGCCUGGAAUGGUCGCCAGUGCAUAAAUCGGCUAAGUUUUGGCGCGAGAACGCAGCGAGGCUUAACGAGCGCGGACAGGAGUUGCUCCGCACACUGGUCCAUUUACUUGAGAAGAGCCGCGAUCCUGUGGUGCUCGCCGUUGCUUGCUACGACGUUGGAGAGUAUGUGCGACAUUAUCCACGUGGAAAACACAUCAUUGAACAACUGGGUGGCAAGCAGCGUGUAAUGCAUCUCUUGAGCCAUGACGACCCCAAUGUGCGAUACGAGGCACUCCUAGCCGUCCAGAAACUUAUGGUCCACAACUGGGAAUACCUCGGCAAACAACUUGAAAAGGAGCAAAUUGACAAACAGGCUGGUACUGUCGUCGGAGCUAAGGCUUAAUUAAUUAAAAUAUUACUAUACAUAUAUGAAUGGAAUAUGUAAUAUGUUGUUAUUGUUGCAUAGGAUACAAUAGGCUCUUGCUGUUACGAAAAUAUUUAUAAUUAAAAUGUUUAUCAUAUGCUUAAAAUUACAUGCGUGUGUACAUAGUGAGUUGCCAUUUAGUCGAUGUUAUCAUGGAUCCUAUAUUAUCACGAAAUAGAUUUAUGAAUAAAAUAGUUAUAACUAUACAUUUAUCUGCUCUUAUUCAAUUGACAGUAUUUAUUAUUUGUUUCGCAUUUUUAAUUGGUAUCAUACCUGAACUAUAGUGUUAUUUUAACAGGUAAAAAUGUUAGAAACUUAUUGGAUUACUUUAUAUCAAAAUACGCCAUUAAUAUUGUAAAUAAAAAUAUUUAAAAAUCUAUUUAUGUUAAUCAACUUUAUAAAGUCUAAAAAUAUAAAUAUAUUUCGAAAUCAAUUCUAACACAAAUAUUCAGUGUUAUUAACCACAUUCCUCCAAGAUUUUUUGUUGUUCCAAGCUUAAUAAUUAUUAAGUUUAUUAAAAUAAUCUAUAGGUAUGUAACACCUACUAAAGUAGUAGUUUAGCUGCAAUGAUUUCUGAAUAAACUGAUUACAUCAGUAUUGUGAAUAAAGUUAAUAUGAUUAUAAA
Molecule: messenger RNA, 2411 nt
Organism: Galleria mellonella (greater wax moth)
Lineage: Eukaryota; Metazoa; Arthropoda; Insecta; Lepidoptera; Pyralidae
Gene: VhaSFD
Product: V-type proton ATPase subunit H
Exons: 11
Coding region: 134-1765 (543 amino acids)
Biological process (GO): proton transmembrane transport
Cellular component (GO): vacuolar proton-transporting V-type ATPase, V1 domain; lysosomal membrane
Molecular function (GO): protein binding; proton-transporting ATPase activity, rotational mechanism
Source: RefSeq, a predicted model, not a curated record